Messenger RNA from Penicillium alfredii, 654 nucleotides. RefSeq lists its product as uncharacterized. The coding region runs from base 1 to 654 and encodes 217 amino acids. The record is from RefSeq and is a predicted model, not a curated record. Lineage: Eukaryota; Fungi; Ascomycota; Eurotiomycetes; Eurotiales; Aspergillaceae. The transcript has 3 exons.
AUGGACACGAUACAAGCGAACCCUCCUGCCGCAGAAGAUCCCCUUGGAGCAGCUCAGAAGUUGUUCAAGGAGAGACUUGAAAGAUUUCAUUACCGGGAUGAAGAUCGUUUCCGCUGGAGCUGGGGCCAUCUCGACUACGAGCUUGAUUCGCUUCGAGAGGGUGGACCCUCAAUCUUCUGUCUUUCAGAUAUCGCGGGCUUGCAGAAGCUUGUGCCCGAGAGAAAGCACGGCCCUGCCACGUACGAAGCAUGGCCGUUGGACUGGAAAGAAGGGAUGUUUACAGAAGAACAUCAUGAAACUUCACCUCUGCCACAUGCCAUUUGUAAUAUUGUUGCCUGCGUUGAUGCGACGGUCACAGAUCAGCAUCUCACUUUACAUGAGAUGAGAGCUAUCAUGAGAAUGAUUGUUAUUCGAGCCUGUAGCACGCGCCGCCGAAAGUAUCCCAUAUACACACAUGGCAGAAUUAUCGAAGUUGUUGUUGAAGGGAAGCGAAUUUCUCUACAGUACUCCCAACUCUGGAGCUUCGAGGUCGAAGAUACAGCGCCGGUGGAACCCUUCAUUCGCUACAUCAUCAGUCAGCCUGUUGGGAGGGAGAGGCGUUCCGUCCAUGCUGACUUGCCUGUAGACUCGCGUGCUGGCGUGCAUUCGGGAUAA